CCCCACUUUCCGACGCAUCUCCGCCUCGGUGGCCAUAGUGUACUGUCCCACGCCGCCGAUACAGUCUCGCCCGUGACAGAGCAGCAGUUGCGCACGCUCGUCAACGAAUGGGGCCAGAUGUGGCGUGAAACCGUAUGUGAGGAUUGUCGUGACGACAGAGCGUUAAGCAUUCGCAUGCUCGUGAUUCCAAUGCUCGUGAAUCGUGGACGACGGCCGGGGUGGGGGCUGCUCCAGGCGCGCGUGCAUGUACGCUCCAGCUCCAUCCAGCACGGGCCGGAUGAGGCAAAGGUCCAGGCCCGAGGGCAAGUCGAGUUUGAUUGACCAAAAUUUUGGCGCGUCGCCGGAACGAGAUGGCGCUGAACGUCCUCGGGAUUGUCGUUCCACGUUGAGAACCGGGCAAGGGGGAGGAGAGAAGGGUGUCCCCCGGAGCAAUGACGGAACAAAAAGCAUGGCUGGCCGGGGCGAAGCGGCACCUUCUUGCCGUGUCUGAUUUUGCACACGACGGCCGAUAUGGUCUUUCCUUCCACGAUGUCAUUUAGGCGAUUGAGGCCGCGCCAACGUAGGUACUCUAGAUGCGCAGACGGACCGUAAGCUCAGGCGGUUGCCCCCAGUCGCUGGAAUGGCAUGUUGGAAUCCGCAGUGGCUGACUGAGUGACAGAGACUUUCCGC
Messenger RNA from Colletotrichum destructivum, 669 nucleotides. RefSeq lists its product as uncharacterized. The transcript has a single exon. The record is from RefSeq and is a predicted model, not a curated record. Lineage: Eukaryota; Fungi; Ascomycota; Sordariomycetes; Glomerellales; Glomerellaceae. Bases 245 to 490 code for a protein of 81 amino acids.